Messenger RNA from Hevea brasiliensis (rubber tree), 1168 nucleotides. Its product is annotated as GRF1-interacting factor 1. Gene Ontology annotation, biological process: cell population proliferation; leaf development; positive regulation of transcription by RNA polymerase II. Gene Ontology annotation, molecular function: transcription coactivator activity. The coding region runs from base 221 to 880 and encodes 219 amino acids. The record is from RefSeq and is a predicted model, not a curated record. Gene Ontology annotation, cellular component: nucleus. The transcript is spliced from 4 exons. NCBI's taxonomy places the organism in Eukaryota, Viridiplantae, Streptophyta, Magnoliopsida, Malpighiales, Euphorbiaceae.
CUCAUGAAUCAUAAUAUCUAGGAAGCCUCACUGUCUCUCUGUCUUUUGUCUGUUCUUUGAGAAGAAAUAGAGAGCAUAGGGAAAGCGAAAACACAGAAAAGCAAAGGCAUCUCCUUUUCCUUCCUACUGUCUUUUCAGGGCUUUCAGUUCUUCGUAGUUCUGUAGAGAGAGAGAAAGAGGGGAGAGAGACGCGGUGUUGUGUCUUUGGUAUAAGUAAGAAAUGCAGCAGCACCUGAUGCAGAUGCAGCCCAUGAUGGCAGCCUAUUAUCCCAACAACGUCACUACUGAUCACAUUCAACAGUAUCUUGAUGAAAACAAAUCACUGAUUUUGAAGAUUGUUGAGAGCCAGAAUUCGGGAAAAAUCAGCGAAUGUGCAGAGAACCAAGCAAGACUACAGAGAAACCUCAUGUAUUUGGCUGCAAUUGCUGAUUCUCAACCACAACCACCUACAAUGCAUGCCCAGUUCCCCUCCAGCAGCAUUUUGCAGCCAGGAGCACACUACAUGCAGCACCAACAAGCUCAACAAAUGACACCACAAUCCCUGAUGGCUGCAAGAUCUUCCAUGCUGUACACUCAACAACAGUUUGCAGCGCUGCAACAACAGCAAGCCUUACACAGCCAACUUGGCAUGAUCUCUGGUGGAAGCCCAGGACUUCACAUGCUGCAAAGUGAGGCCAGCACUGCAGGAGGCAGCGGAGGGCUUGGCGCAGGAGGGUUUCCUGAUUUUGUCCGUGAUGCUGGUGGUAGGGGAAUGGCAGGUGGAAGUAAGCAAGAUAUUGGGACUGCAGGGUCUGCUGACGGGCGAGGGGGCAGCUCUGCAGGUGGGGGUAGUGAUGGAGGUGAAACUCUGUACUUAAAAUCGACUGAUGAUGGGAAUUGAGAGGUGAGAAAUGAUGAACCUACUGGUUUGUUAACAACCCAACUUAGGAGAGUUUAGUCAGAAAGUUGAUUUAGAAAAAGAAAAUGGAAAGGACUUUUUGUUUAGAGAACUUAUUGUAUGACGAAAAAGGGAAAAAAAUGGUGAGGGCCUAAUCCCCAAACCUUUGUCUUGGAUGUUUCAAUGUUGGUUAGACUAUGAAUGUUGUGCUAGUGUAUCCUGUAAAUUGUAGGUUAUAUUCUGGUUUGCGUUGUUCUUGUUAAGUUUAUUUGUUUUGAGCGUUCGUUGGUA